Molecule: messenger RNA, 1578 nt
Organism: Penicilliopsis zonata CBS 506.65
Lineage: Eukaryota; Fungi; Ascomycota; Eurotiomycetes; Eurotiales; Aspergillaceae
Exons: 3
Coding region: 302-1513 (403 amino acids)
Biological process (GO): positive regulation of transcription from RNA polymerase II promoter by galactose; DNA-templated transcription
Cellular component (GO): nucleus
Molecular function (GO): RNA polymerase II cis-regulatory region sequence-specific DNA binding; DNA-binding transcription factor activity, RNA polymerase II-specific; zinc ion binding
Source: RefSeq, a predicted model, not a curated record
CCUCGGAAAAGAACCAGCUGGCGCCUCAUGUCUGCAAUACGUGCAGGACGCGAAAGAAAGGCUGUGAUAAGCAGUUGCCCCGCUGCGGAUACUGUGUCCAGCGAGACCUGGUCUGUACCUACGACGUCACGCCGGGGGGGUUAGUAGGGGGUACGUUGCUUCCACACCCGUUUCAGGUGGGUAUCGGAGCGUCAAACUGCUAGAUUGAUGGUGAUUCUUUAUGAAAAGAAAGAAAGAAAGAAAGAACUAAAAUUGUGAUCAGAUAGGUUUGCUGACGGAUGGGGCGACGAGUCUCGACGGCAUGGUCAAUCGUCAAGUUGUGGGUAUCAUCAAACAGACCCAGCUUUCUAUCGGCGAUAUCAACGCGCGGUUCUUCAGGCAUUUUCACUGCUGGUUACCGGUGAUAUCGCCCCGGCUGUUUCGUGAGGAGUAUGAGUGCGAUAGUAGAGAGCCGUCGGCGGACUUUUCGAUACUCCUGCUAGCUAUGUGUUUGUUGACGGCGUGCCCGGCCAGGACAACGACCCUAAGCCCGCCCAUGACCCUGGAUGCGCUGUAUCUCACGACACGUAUGCUGUUUGCUCAGGUCCAGGCGUUAAUCCCUGCCUCGACGCGGCUAGUUCAGGCUGGCCUGCUCAUCGCGGCGUACGAGUACGCCUGCGGCAGGCCGCAGGCUGCAUUCAUAUCCAUGGGCACUUGUGCCCGGAUGGCGCACAGCAUGAACCUUGACAGGAAUACCAAUCUAGAUAAAGGUCUGCUCCUUGGAACGGCGUCCAGACUCAAGGCUGUCGAAGAGUGGAAUGUCUGGUGGGGGACUGUCAUUUUGGAAAGGGUUAUCUUACUCGAAUUAACUCAUCAAGGUCGAUCCCCCAUGACUAAACACCCUAGCCUUCACUCAUAUCUACCCUCCGACUUGGACUAUGACCGCUGUCUUCGGGCACUACCGUCAGAUGUAGAGCCGUUCGAGGAUCCGCCGCGGCUUUCUGGAGUUCAUUCUAAAAACGUGACGAGGUUCGGUCGUCAGGCACAAGCCACGAACCUACUCGAUCAGGUUCUGAGCGUGCUCCGCAUGGACAUGGAAAUUGAUCAGACGAUUUCAGAGCUUAGAAGACUGGACGCUGAGCUUCAGGCAUUUCUCGCCAUAAUGACAAUCGAGUGCGGUGCUCAGCUGGGGCACUACUGUGGCGCAAUGGCUACUGCCAUCCGAGCCCUUGUUCUUGUACAUCAAAAUAUUCUGGCGAACACAGAAACUACAGACACGCUACUACAUCAGAAUUCCCGCGCUGCGCUGGAAACCGCGACGAAAAUCAUGGUUGAUGUUGCCUAUCACCAUAUAACACACCUCACACCUCACAAUGUGGAUGCCCUCCCGCUCUGCUGCUCAUAUAACCUUCGAGUCGCCAUGGACCACAUCGAGAAUCAGUCCCGCCAUUUCCCUGGCACACAAGCAUCCAAGGAUCUAGCAUGUCUAAUGGCCUUGGAUAGAGCGUUUUGUAUGAGAUGGCGAACGUCAUAGCCUGAGGUAUAAGUCCUAGUGUUUAUCAGUUGACUAGCUACAGUCAAUCAAGAUUUAACUCCCCU